Loxodonta africana (African savanna elephant) is the source of this 4079-nucleotide messenger RNA. It is a transcript of the gene RHOT2, whose product is annotated as ras homolog family member T2. Bases 80 to 2116 code for a protein of 678 amino acids. NCBI's taxonomy places the organism in Eukaryota, Metazoa, Chordata, Mammalia, Proboscidea, Elephantidae. Gene Ontology annotation, cellular component: mitochondrial outer membrane. The transcript is spliced from 18 exons. The record is from RefSeq and is a predicted model, not a curated record. Gene Ontology annotation, molecular function: GTPase activity; GTP binding; calcium ion binding. Gene Ontology annotation, biological process: mitochondrion organization; mitochondrion transport along microtubule; small GTPase-mediated signal transduction.
GGGAUAUGGUUGGGAACCAGGCGGGUCGGGGGCGGGGCUGGGGCCAGGACGGGACCAGGUUGGGGGCUGAUUUGCGGCCAUGAAGCGGGAUGUUCGCAUCCUGUUGCUGGGCGAGGCCCAGGUGGGGAAGACGUCGCUGAUCUUGUCGCUGGUGGGCGAGGAGUUCCCCGAAGAGGUCCCUCCCCGGGCAGAAGAGAUUACAAUUCCUGCGGAUGUCACCCCAGAGAAGGUGCCCACCCACAUCGUGGACUACUCAGAAGCUGAGCAGACAGAGGAGGAGCUCCAGGCUGAGAUCCACAAGGCGAAUGUGGUAUGUGUGGUGUACGACAUCUCCGAGGAGGCCACUAUCGAGAAGGCAGGCACAGAGCCCAGGUGGGAGCCAUCUCACUCACAGCCUGGCCUUUCUCAGAUCAGAACCAAGUGGAUCCCAUUGGUGAAUGGGAGAACCAAGAGGGGCCCUAGGGUCCCCAUCAUCCUGGUGGGCAACAAGUCGGACCUGCGGCCGGGGGGCUCCAUCGAGGCUGUGCUUCCCAUCAUGAGCCAAUUCCCUGAGAUCGAGACUUGUGUGGAGUGCUCGGCCAAGAACCUGAGGAACAUCUCAGAGCUGUUCUACUAUGCGCAGAAGGCCGUGCUGCACCCCACAGCACCUCUGUAUGAUCCCGAGGCCAAGCAGCUGCAGCCUGCCUGCACCCAGGCCCUCACACGCAUCUUCAGACUCUGCGACCAGGACCUGGACCAGGCGCUCAGUGAUGAGGAACUCAACACCUUCCAGAAGUCCUGCUUUGGGCACCCCCUGGCCCCGCAGGCCCUGGAGGAUGUGAAGAUGGUGGUGAGCAAGAAUGUGGCAGGCGGUGUGUGGAAUGAUCAGCUGACACUGGACGGCUUCCUCUUCCUGAACACACUUUUCAUCCAGCGUGGCCGCCAUGAGACCACCUGGGCCAUCUUGCGGCGCUUUGGCUAUGGUGAUGCGCUUGAGCUCACGGAUGACUACCUUUUCCCCCCGCUCCCCGUGCCCCCAGGCUGUACCACUGAGCUCAACCACUUUGGCUACCAAUUCCUGCAGAGAGUGUUUGAGAAGCACGACCAGGACCACGAUGGUGCCCUUUCGCCCGUGGAGUUGCAGAGCCUCUUUAGUGUCUUCCCAGCAGCCCCCUGGGGCCCUGAGCUGCCCUAUACGGUGUGCACUGCAGCCGGUGGCCAGCUUCCCCUGCACAGCUUCCUCUGCCAGUGGACCCUGGUGACCUAUGUGGAUGUCCGGCGCUGUCUUGGGGAUCUCGGCUACCUGGGGUACCCCGUUCUCUCUGAGCAGGACUCCCAGGCCCAUGCCAUCACAGGUGGGCACCUGCCUCUCAAGGACCCUGUGCUGGGCCUCCGCAUCAGCCCCAUUCUUACCAGGCGGGCACCCACCUUGCCUGGGAUUCUGUGCCACCCCGCAUCACUUGUUUGUCCACACACAGUCACCCGUGAGAAAAGGCUGGACCAGGAGAAGGGGCAGACCCAGAGGCGUGUCCUCCUGUGCGAGGUGGUGGGGGCACGUGGAGUGGGCAAGUCUGCCUUCCUGCAGGCCUUCCUUGGCCGGAGCCUAGGGCUCCAGGAGCCCUCCAUGGAACUUUCUGUCUAUGCCAUCAACACAGUGCACGUCAACAGGCAGGAGAAGUACCUGAUACUUCAUGAGGUGGGUGCAGACAGCCUGCUGGACGUUGCAUCAGAUGUUGCCUGUGAUGUCGCCUGCCUGCUGUUUGACAGCAGCAACCCCACAUCCUUCACAUUCUGCGCCAGGAUCUAUAAGCAGCGUUACUUGGAUGGGCAGACCCCCUGCCUCUUCAUCUCUUCCAAGGCCGACCUGCCCCAAGGCAUCUCGCCACCAGGCAUGUCCCCGGCUGAGUUCUGCCACAGGCACCGGCUGCCCGCUCCUGUCCCCUUCUCUUGUAUCAGCUCGGCUGCACCCAGCACUGCCAUCUUCAGCCGGCUGGCCACCAUGGCUACCUUCCCAUACCUGGUUCAUACGGAGCUGCACCCCACCUCCUUCUGGCUGCAGGUGACACUGGGGGCUGUUGGGGCCGCCCUGGCUGCCGUGCUCAGCUUUUCCCUAUAUAGGGCCCUGGUGAAGAGCUGAUGAGGCCAGCCUGAGGCCCUCCCUGCCCUCCUGCCUGGCCCCGCCCUACAGUCCUGGUUCAGGGUCCCCAAGGCACUGGCAGAGGGCCCCUGCCCAGGGGCUUUCUCCUGCUUGAACAUUUGCCAAGUGCUAUCCUGCUACAGCUGUGCCAGCUUGCCCACCCCUACUGGAGAGGCCCCUUUUCCAAACAGCUUGGGCCCUGUCACUAUUGGGCAUCAUGUGUACUGGGGGGACUGGGGGCAUAGAUGAGGAAGCUGGUGACUCCAGAUGUGGAAUUCUUAGGGCCCCACUCCCUCCUUCCUGGUCCUGGGCCCAGGUGGUCAGCAGGUGUGGAAGGGGUCAGAAGUAGGGGCAGGCAAGAAGUGCUGGGAUCACAAUGUCUACUUCCCUGUGGUUCACAUGGGCCCAUCUGCCACUGCUGUGGAAUGGGUUCCGCCUGCCCCUUCUGAGGGCAUGAAACUGGGUUUUCUGAUUAAACUUCAGUUGUCUUCCACCUCUUGGAUUCCACACCUUAAAGGCAGUUUUUUUGUGAAUCAGCCUAAAACUUGUCCUUUGUCUGGGGUGGCUGGAAAGCACAGCUCUGGCCGUUUACUUCCAGAGACCUCAGGGUGCCUCCUGCAGCAUCACCUCAGCCUCUGCCCUGGAUCUGCUCCCUGCCCCCAGGCAUCAUGUCCAGGCCACUUAAUGUCUGGCUGGGCCCAGAGGACCUCUGUCCAAGGUAGUCCACAUCAGUCUGGGGAUGAGCAGCCCACAGUGUCCUUGAGGGAGUGUAGUGGGAAGCCCGCAGUCUGAGGUCACCACCCCCAUGUAGCCCACUCCCCGGGCCGCAGUGUCCAGAUGGCCUGGUUCAACCAGGCACCCAAUUAUGCUUCUCCGUCUGCAGUGCAUAGGAGCCCCCUGCUUGGGGACCCUGCCUAGUCCUGUCCCGUCCUUCACACCCUGAAAGGGACAGCCAUAGCACCCCCCACAUUGAAGGGAACGGGGUGGUUCUCCAGAGAACCUUCUUGGACAGGCACCUGCUGUUCCACGUGUCUUGGAGCCUGUGGUGGCUGAGCAGACCAGGGUCCCAGCCCAGCCCAUUCCUUCCUCCCCAGCUUCUGAGCCACAUUCUUGGUGCCUGGCAGGCUCGGUACACUUGGGUGGUGCCCACUGUGCAGGACCACAUCUGCCUCAGGAGGGUGGGGUGGGCACUGGGGCCCCUUCUGGCCCCAUGGGCUGUCCCUCCACCCCUGCCAGCCCUCAGAGCCGGGUGCUAUUUCUGGACACCUGUGUCCCCAGAGGGCACAGCUGCCAAGAGUGAUGAUGGCUCCAUUGCACACUGCAGCAACAGGCUGUACAUUUGAGUAGCCCUUGAAAAGUUUGCUAUGGUCAUCUAUCCCCUUGGUCUGUGUCAUCUCCAUUGUAUAAGCGGGUCCCCUCAUUGAUCCCAGCUGUGGCUCUGCCCGGGGGUCCAUGGGUCUGCCUGAGCCUACCUAGUACCAUCCAUGCCCAGCCCCAGUGGCCUGCUCAGGCCAGAGACCCUGACUCUCCACCAAGCUGGCUGCAGUAGUGUUCAGGCACAAGCCCCCAAUCCAGACGUGCGCGGUGGGGGUUGGUCUGGGCAGCUGCACUGUCACCUCCCCUACAUUCACUGGCUUCUGUUAGUUUUGGCACCCAGCAGUAGAGCCCUAGGGCUCAGAAGAAGCCAGGCUGUCUGCAUCAGUCUGGGUGGUCAGCAGGAAGAGCCAAUGAGCCGCGAGGGAAACGCGGGGUCCACCGCCUGGGGGGUCGCAGGCAGCGCGGGGGUCCGGGAAGACUUCCUUGAGGAGGUGACGUCUGCACUGAGGCCGGAGCCCGGAGGGCUACGCAGGUCACAGAGCCGCAGAUGCGCGCCUAGGGAGAGCUUGGGCGCGGCGCGGUGACUCAGUUUCCCAGGUGUCGUGGGUGAGAGGGGCAGCCGCAGUGCCGGGGUCCUGCCUAAGCG